AUGGAAAAAGCGAUUCGCGGAGCCACAAAACCUAAACGUGCUCCUCCAAAACAAAAAUAUGUGAAGGUCCUUAUUCCAGCAACAGCGAACGAAAAAGAUCUUGAAACGAUCCUGAGAUGUCUCAAUCAAAGAUUACGGGAACAAAGUUGGACGGUGGUUUUCAAAAGCCUCAUCGUGAUACAUCUCUUGAUGAAAGAAGGCGCGUCCACUCGUUUCUUAAAAGCUUUGGCGAGGGAACCGACCAUUCUAGAAAUUCCAGGCCUUAGAACCGGAUUCCACGCAUUGGAACAAGCUAAAAACAUUCACUCGUAUGCUACAUACCUUGAAGAAAGCGUGUCUAUUUACCGAGAUUUGAAGAUAGAUUAUGCCAUGCCUAGAUCUGGUAUUAGUCGCUUGCGAAAUCUCACUGUUGCCAAAGGUCUUCUUCGUGAAGUUAAAUUAGUGCAAAAACAACUGGGCGCCUUAUUGAAUUGCAAGUGUUUGUUUAGUGAGUCAUCCAACGAAGUAACGAUAUGUGCGUUUAAACUCCUUGUGAACGAUUUGCUAGAUCUUUUUCAAGCACUUAACGAGGGUGUGAUCAAUGUUCUAGAACAUUUUAUGGAAAUGUCAAAGAUAGAUGCAAAUACUGCUUUAAAUAUUUACAAAACAUUUGUUAAGCAGACGGGAAAAGUUGUUGAGUUUUUUGAGGCAAACGUCUCGCUCACGGAAACUCUUGAGGAAUAUUAUCGCGAUCCAGACUUUGAGACCAACAGAGAACAAUACCGUCGCUUGAAGGAGGAUUGGAAGAAUAAACCUUCAAGGGUGGAGAAUUCUUCCGAUUCUUCCGAAAGUGCACCUCAAAAUCAAAGUGCGACGAAAUCUACCCCCACCGUUGAAGCAAAUAUACAAAAGGAAAUGAAUUUUGAUUUCUUCGCAAGCAUCGAACAGGAACAAAUAGCGAUAUUCGGCAACCAAUAUCAUAAUCCAUAUGUUACUCAAGGCCCGAUAGAUCAAAACAUCUCUAACCCGUUUCUAACCGUUCGGAAUCAAACAAAUGAGAUUCCUUUGGUGCCCCCGAUAAAUCAAUUUACUUUUUCAUCACAAGCUUUACCCGUGCAAGAUACCAACCCUUUUCGUUCGUCAAUUUUUUCUCAGGGCACACCAGGUGUUGCACCAGCAGUCACAACGGUUGAACGAUAUAAUCCAUUCCAAUCAUCCCCAUCUCCACCAACAAAUCCAUUUGCUUCAAUGAAUUCCGUUGUCCAACCCCAGCAACAACUACAACUCUAUCAACCACCCGAUUCAUACUCAAACAUAUCCGUAGAUAGUAAUCCCUUUAGAAGGCUUUCUACGGUUCCAGGAUUUCAAUCUACUACACCAACUCCUUUAUCUCAAUCAUUGAUUGUUCAAGAUUCUCCUGCUAUUAUUCAAACUCCUAUAAAUACAAAUGAUCCCACUUUCCCUCAUAUUCAGUAUCAAUAA
This is a messenger RNA of Acaulospora morrowiae, 1461 nucleotides long. The record is from the annotation of a GenBank genome assembly. Lineage: Eukaryota; Fungi; Glomeromycota; Glomeromycetes; Diversisporales; Acaulosporaceae.